CUGGGUAUCUGGCACCGCGGCCGCUGGGCGACAGAAGAGCCCGAGCUGGCGAGGCGGCGGCAGCAGCUAUGGCAGGGACAGAGUUGGAACGGUGCCAGCGGCAGGCGGAUGAAGUGACAGAAAUCAUGCUCAACAACUUUGACAAGGUCCUGGAGCGCGAUGGGAAACUGGCGGAACUGGAGCAGCGUUCAGACCAACUGCUGGACAUGAGCUCAGCCUUCAGCAAGACAACCAAGACCCUGGCCCAGAAGAAGCGCUGGGAGAACAUGCGUUGCCGGAUCUACUUGGGGCUGGUGGUGGGCGGUGGCCUGCUCGUCCUCCUGAUUGUGCUGCUGGCCAUCUUUCUCCCACAGGGCAGUGGGGGCAGCAGUGCCCCACAGGCCCAGGACGCAGGUGUUGCCUCAGGGCCUGGGGACUGACCCAGCCAGGCCUGGAGGAGAGGCCGAGUGGCCGCACUGGCUGGUCCUGGUCUCCAGAGAACCCUGGCGUUUGCUCCCAUCUGAGCCACCCAACUGAGCACUGAAGAGCAACCCUGAUAUGUGCACCUUUGCAUCGCCUACCACGCCACAGACUGGCCCUUGCGGGCAGCCUGCUGCAUUGGCCACUGCCAGGCCGGCCCCACUUGGAGCUCAGUAAAAGCUGCUGUUUGGUUAAAA
Molecule: messenger RNA, 656 nt
Organism: Neomonachus schauinslandi (Hawaiian monk seal)
Lineage: Eukaryota; Metazoa; Chordata; Mammalia; Carnivora; Phocidae
Gene: VAMP5
Product: vesicle associated membrane protein 5
Exons: 3
Coding region: 69-419 (116 amino acids)
Biological process (GO): Golgi to plasma membrane protein transport
Cellular component (GO): plasma membrane
Source: RefSeq, a predicted model, not a curated record